CCUGGAACCGACCACUUGCAACUCGGACUUUUUCCAGAGACAGAGAGGCAGUGGGAGACGCGGAAGAAAUGAGCUAGCAUCUUCAGUCAUGCAUCUGCAUUCUGACUUUUGUCAGUGCAAACAGAAAGAAAAAGCCAAAAGGUGAGGACAGGGGACGGAAAGGAAGGAGCAAGCACUGGAGCUCAGAAGCCCAGGCGGGGCCAGUGGCACAGCCGCACCAUCCCCUCCCCCGGCCCCGUGCGUCCUCGCCCUCCUCCGCCGCCCGGCCAAAGCGGUGCCAAUGCGCCAGGAUGGAGAGAUCUCUGCGCGGGAGGAGAUGACGCAAAAGCCAGCGCUCCCCCCCAAAAAAGUGUUUCUCCAGGACGAAGAUGGCGGCAACUUAGCUGGGGACUGAAGAUGACUGUGGCUCUUGGGAGGCCCAGCCCAGGCGAUUCGGCCCCAAGGUCCGGGGGAGGCGGCGUCAGCAGUCGGAGCCCGGUGGUGGAGGCGCCCUCGGGCAGACCUGCAACAGCAGCGGCGGCAGCAGCAGUUCGAGAGCGGGGUGGGGGGAGGGGGGGAGGGAGAGCCCUGUCUGCGGUGGCUGCCCAGGCUCCGGACUCGGGGAGAGACUGCGAGAAGUAGGAGCAGGAGGAGGAGGAAAGAAAGGAGAAGGAAAGGAAGGAGGAGGAAGAGGAAGAGAAGCGAAGGGGAAGGAGGAGGAGAGCCACUGGGGAGGCGCACUGGUCGCUGUCUGCGGGCAGCGGCAGCGAAGACGCGGCAUGCCCCUGACUGGGAAGAGCGGGCCGUCCUCAGCAGGACCAUGGGGACCCGCGCGCUGACAAUGCCUGGGUGAGAAGAGCAGCGCAGAGCCACCCCGCCACCUCCACCAUCACCUCCUGCACUCAGCUCGCCACCGGCCACCAGCCCAGCCACCUCCGACUGCCUCUCUCUCUCUCUCCCUCUCUCUCUCUCUCUCUCUCUCCACUAUUGUUUCCUACUCUACAGAGGAUGGGGUCGGCUGAUGAUUAGGUCGGAAGCAAGUCAGAUCUUCCUCCAAAGCCUAGUAAUAUUUAUGUAGGCAAAAAGAGAGAGAGAAAAAAGAGAGGGAGAGAGAGGGAGAGGGGGAAAGGGAGAGAAAGAGAGAGAAGAAACGGGAGGAGGGGAUAAGGAAAUUAAACCCUUUAAGUCAAUGCAUAUUGUGGUGACACCGGCACAGGAGCCCUCACGGUGGAGUCGGCCCGGGCUGUGCGUUCCCAAAAUAUGACCAGGGGUGCUUGGAUGUGUCGGCAGUAUGACGACGGCUUAAAAAUCUGGUUGGCAGCACCCCGGGAGAACGAGAAACCGUUCAUCGAUUCAGAGAGGGCUCAGAAAUGGCGACUGUCUCUGGCAUCUCUCUUGUUUUUCACAGUCCUGCUCUCUGAUCACUUGUGGUUCUGCGCCGAAGCCAAGCUGACCCGGACCCGGGACAAGGAGCAGCAUCAACAUCAGCAGCAACAGCAUCAGCAGCAGCGGCAGCAGCAACAGCGGCAGCGGCAGCAGCAGCAGCAACAGCAGCGGACGCGGCAGCAGGAGCCCUCCUGGCCCGCGCUCCUGGCGAGCAUGGGGGAGUCCUCGCCCGCUGCCCAGGCACUCAGACUGCUCUCCGCCUACGGCCGUGGCGGCGGCAAGGGCAGCGGGGGCAAAAACAACCGGAGCAAGGCUCUUUUUCUAGGAAACUCUGCCAAACCCGCGUGGCGCCUGGAGACUUGUUACCCCCAAGGCGCCUCCUCGGGCCAGUGCUUUACCGUGGAGAGCGCGGACGCGGUGUGCGCCAGGAACUGGAGUCAGGGGGUGGCGGCCAGGGGGGAGGAGCAGCAGGUGAGAGGGACACAUCCAACUGCACUCUGGAACUUGUCGGAUUUUUACCUUUCGUUUUGUAAUUCCUACACACUUUGGGAGUUGUUCUCGGGGUUGUCAAGUCCCAACACUUUGAACUGUAGUCUGGAUGUGGUGCUCAAGGAGGGCGGCGAGAUGACCACCUGCAGGCAAUGCAUCGAGGCUUACCAAGACUAUGACCACCACGCUCAGGAGAAAUACGAAGAGUUUGAAAGUGUGCUCCAUAAAUAUUUACAAUCGCAGGAGUACUCGGUGAAAUCCUGUCCUGAGGACUGUAAGAUUGUCUACAAAGCCUGGCUGUGUUCCCAGUACUUUGAAGUCUCACAGUUAAACUGCAGAAAGACAAUUCCUUGCAAGCAAUACUGUUUGGAGGUUCAGACGAGGUGUCCGUUUAUAUUGCCCGACAAUGAUGAAGUCAUCUACGGGGGACUCUCCAGUUUCAUCUGUACAGGGCUCUACGAGACCUUUCUAACCAAUGAUGAACCAGAAUGCUGUGACGUCAGGAGACAGGAGCAAAAAAACAACCCAUCCAAAGGAACGGUGGACAACAGUGGCUCCUGUCACAGGACGUCGCUCACAGUUUCCUCAGCAACAAGACUGUGCAACAGCAGACUCAAACUGUGUGUUCUGGUACUGAUUCUCUUACAUACAGUGCUCACAGCCUCAGCAGCACAGAACACCACGGCACUGAGCUUUGGAGGCAUCAACACGCUGGAAGAAAGCUCAGCCAAUGAGGAGUAACAGUGGAAGGACAGAGUGUCACCACAAAGUGUCACCAGAGCAGCCCUGGCCCACCAUGAAAGCGCAACUGGUCAGAUGUCACAGGGACUGGGUGCUUUUACCCUCCAAUCACUUCUUGCAGGGCCUGUAGGGUAACAUUGAAAAAGAUGGGCCUGAAUCCAAACAAGGACACAAACACAGCUUUUUAUUGACUGAAAGGCUGCCAAGUGACUUCUAUUUCUCACACCAUUUUAUACACUGUGUUUUAAUGUUUGGACGUUUAAUUUGCUUUGGUUUUGGUUUGGGUUGAUUUCGUUUGUUUGUUUUUUGCACUUGUUAAUACAGGAUUUAUUUUGGGGGAUGCUUUCUCAGAGGUAAACUAAGUCUUUUCACUGUCUUUCUCUCUCUAAUAUAUAUAUAUAUAUUUCUAGUCAUUGUGUAUGUUCAUCAGAUAGUUCUGUCUCUAUGUCCUGUCAGUUUCUAUUAGAGGAAUGAUUGCUAUGACUUUGUGGUAUAGCAAAAAAUAAACAAACAAAAAAAAUCAUAAAAAAGAAAAAAAAAGACAAAAAAAAGAAAAAAAAUUAAAAAGAAUUUCCUAACUCUCCCUCCUGCCUUGGGAACCUGCACCCUCCCCGGCCUUUCCUCCCCUGGCCCUCCUCUCUCCCCUCAGCAGACAACAUCCGCUUGCUUCUGUCUGUGUGGCCAUGGUGAAUGGGCGUGCACGCUCUAGUGGGCCUCUGAGCCACUGUUGCACAAACCCACAACGGAGCAGACAAGGGGGUUAGCUGAACAAACAAGUGUUCCCCAUGAUAGGUGGAAUCAGACAGUUGAACACAUUUUUAUGUUGAAAACAAAAUAAAAGCAAAGAAAAUUACCAUGAACUAUUUCGCUCCCACUCCCGUUCCCCAAGGCCCCGGUCCUUUCUCACUGAUCAGGUGGCUCCGAGUGGCCACCUCGCAUCAGGGUGAGAAGAGGCAGAGAGUCCUUCGGAAGGUGGACUUUCACUGUGACUUCAGUUCUGUUGCAGUAACCUGGGAGCCCAUUUUGGCCCUUGUAAUGGGGACAAAGAGGCCAAGAACACACAUCUGGAUUUAUUUUGCCUCCUUUAUUGUUGACAAAGGAGAUAGUAGAGAUGCUCAAACACCUGCAGUAUACAGAAUAUACACAAUUUUACUCCAGUAUUUCCCCAACAUAUGGUUUUAAAUUAUUCCAGGUAUAAAGUGUAUGCAAUUCUGCAUUAUCACAAAAAAAUAACUUUUUUUAAAAAAAGAAUAGGUUAGCCAUUUUCAUUCAAGUGCAAAAACUGUAUCACUCUAACAUGCUCUAGAUAGUUGAAGAAAAGAGGAGAAAUCUGAUUGCUCUGUUUGUACUUUUUUCUUUUUGUGGGAACAUUUCACCUGCUGAAUGUCUAUGAAUUUGCUUUAUAUAAAAAAAGGCUUUUAUGAGUUUACAGUAGAAUCAGUGGAAGGAAGAGUUAAUAAGGGCUGUUUUUAAAAAACCAAACAAACAAAACAAAUAAUUAAAAAAAAUACUUUACAUUCCUUCCUAUUCUCUAACUACACUUGGGAAGUGCACUUCAGAUAUGUUUGCUGUGUAGCUGGGAGAUGAAGGAAAACCAUAGAAAAGGUCCUCUUAGCGAACAAAAUUUAGUUAUUGACUUUAUAGCUAUGAAAUUCCCCCAGGCAUUUGUUUUUGUUCAAACAAACUUUAAUCUCUGCAUCAUACUUAACCCUGCGACAUGCGUACAGUAUGCAUAUUUUGUUUUGAAUAAAAAAAUGUUUUGUUCCAGUCUGUUAAGAAUAUUCAAAAAUAAUAAAGGUAUUGCUUAAUAAAAUUGCUAGAAUUGUUUAGCAGAACAUGCACAAAUAUUUUACUAGAUUCUUUGUUUUAAUAGUGUUUUGUUGAGACUGCAAAUCCUAAAAUGGUCUGCGCAAAUACAAAAAACAAAACAAAACAAAACAUAAACACCACCAAAAUGCAAAAUUCUCUACUUUUUGUUCCUUUUUAAAAAAUUGUCUUUUUCAUACAAAUGCAAACACAUUCACGCAUGCACACACAUUCACAUGUGCACACACGUAGAGAGACAGUAAUUUUGAUUUACAGAAGUAUGGUACUAUUUCUAG
This is a messenger RNA of Myotis brandtii (Brandt's bat), 4697 nucleotides long. RefSeq names its product family with sequence similarity 155, member A (gene NALF1). Gene Ontology annotation, molecular function: stretch-activated, monoatomic cation-selective, calcium channel activity. The record is from RefSeq and is a predicted model, not a curated record. Gene Ontology annotation, cellular component: plasma membrane. Bases 1240 to 2595 code for a protein of 451 amino acids. The transcript has 3 exons. Lineage: Eukaryota; Metazoa; Chordata; Mammalia; Chiroptera; Vespertilionidae. Gene Ontology annotation, biological process: calcium ion import across plasma membrane.